AUGUGGGUAUUUCCUUACUCUUUAUUCUUCUUGUACAAUGUUUCUUCUUUCGCAAUUACAUUAAAUGUUUUUGCGGGAAGCCCUGUCUUUGUUCAUUUCGUCUUUAUAAGGAAACGUUCGUACAAUGACACUGUAAGAAGACAGGACCAACCGCUUACAUGUGGCAAAAAACUCGUGCAUGCGGUUGGUCCACUUUCACAAACGUCGGCCUAUGUGGAAGAAAUGGAAAAUACGUUUUAA
Molecule: messenger RNA, 240 nt
Organism: Necator americanus (New World hookworm)
Lineage: Eukaryota; Metazoa; Nematoda; Chromadorea; Rhabditida; Ancylostomatidae
Exons: 1
Coding region: 1-240 (79 amino acids)
Source: RefSeq, a predicted model, not a curated record